Acanthosepion pharaonis is the source of this 696-nucleotide messenger RNA. Lineage: Eukaryota; Metazoa; Mollusca; Cephalopoda; Sepiida; Sepiidae. The record is from the annotation of a GenBank genome assembly.
AUGAUCAGACUUAUCUUUUUUUCCACGGUUUCCACGAGUAUUUCUUUGAGUUAUCGGAAAAUUCUUUUGAAUUCGUCGCUGACUGAGGCAUCUCGUCAAGGAGAUCGACUACCUCCGUCGCUGCGUCUGCGGAGGGUGUUGAUUUGUAUAUCUAUCUAUCUAUCUAUCUAUCUAUCUAUCUAUCUAUGUAAUACAACGUCAUUUACCAGUUGGAAUUUGAUUUUUAAAAUUGGUGGUGAUGGAACCAACGAUGAUAAUAAAGAUUUCUGCUUUACUCAUUCUCCAUUAUGGGUUAGUGAUCUAUCUAUCUAUCUAUCUAUCUAUCUAUACAAUCAGUUCAUUUUUUUCACUAUCAAAAUAUCUUGCAUAGUUUCUUUGGUCGGAGAGGCGCCGAGAAAUUGCGCUUUGUACAAUGGUUCUAUAAUAUUCAUAGAACGUUCAUCAACCAAAAUGGGAUUAACAAGUCCAUAUCUUUCUACAUCGGCGACAUUCAUUCCAACAACAGCUCGACCAAACCCUGUAUAUCAGUUUCUUAUUCAACUUUAUAAAAAAAAAGAACCCCUGACUCAGCCAUAUUCGAUCGACAUAUCUCUACGUGAUGAAAAGAAGAAAAAUGUAACUCUUUCUAUUCCAUCUCCAAAAACCAUAUCCUUUUUGCAGUCAGGGGUGCAGAUAGAGAAAGGAAAUACAACUUGA